AUGUCACUCUUCAGUUCGCUGUGGGUGUGCUUUUUUAUCUUGUGUAAACAAGUCGUGACACACACCAUCACCGAUGAGAUAGAUGUGGUGGUAUUUUUGCCCCAAAAUGACACAUAUCUUUUUUCAUACGCGAGGGUCGCUCCGGCGAUCCGGUACGCGCAGAUGAAGCUGAAGACGACCGGAGCCCCGUACUCCGAUCUCCACUUCAACAUCCACUUCGAGAACUCCAAUUGCGUCAAUGACGCUGUCUUCAAUUUGGUGGACAGGUCGUGCGAGAAGAAGCCCGAUCUGAUUUUGGGUCCAGUCUGCGAAUACGAGGCGGCGCCAGUGGUGAGACUGGCUUCCCACUGGAAUAUUCCGGUGAUCUCAGCAGGUGCCCUGGCCACGAGUUUUAGCAACAAGACGACCGAAUACUCCCAUCUCACCCGCAUCGCACCAUCCUACGUAAAAAUGGCAGAGACCUUCAGCGCUAUGUUCAGGCACCUCGCAUGGAAGACGGCAGUGCUCCUCUAUGAAGACGACAAAGAGGAGCAGAACUGUUACUUCACUGUGGAGGGGAUUUAUCUGAUGACAGACCUAAGCAUGAAAACAUAUGCUUUAUCCCAUGAAGUCCCGCUGGACACUGACGACAUCAUCCAAAGCAUCUAUGACACUCAAGUGGUAAUCUUGUGUAUGGACGCCAAUAAAAUUCGAGAAAUUAUGCUUGCUGCACACCGGCGCCGAUUGACCAGUGGAACGCAUAUGUUUUUUAAUAUUGAACUCUUCAAUGCAUCCUCUUAUGGCAAUGGAUCAUGGUGGAGAGGAGACAAGUUUGAUAAUGAAGCAAGACAAGCCUAUGCAUAUUUGAACACUGUGACACUGCUUCGGACAGUCAAACCAGAGUUUGAAAACUUCUCCAUGGAAAUUAAAGCAGCCAGGGAAAGUAUGGGACUGCACAAUUGCAAAGACUGUGAAAGUGUCAACAUGUUUGUGGAGGGAUUCCAUGACGCGCUGCUGCUCUAUGCCAUUGCUUUAAAGGAAGCCAUGAAAAGUGGAUACAGUAAGAAAAAUGGAUUAGAAAUCACAUCAAGAAUGCGGAACAGAACCUUUGAAGGAAUCGCAGGCCAGGUGUCCAUGGACGACAAUGGUGACAGAAAUGGAGAUUUCUCUUUGAUGGCAAUGACCAAUGUUAAUGCAGGAACAUAUGAGGUUGUUGCCAAUUAUUUUGGUCUGAACAAGAGCUUUCAACUCCUGCCAGCCUUCAACUAUGAUCAUUUCACUCUGCAAGGAAUACAGAUAACGCAUACAGAAAUAUCAGACAAAUCAUGUGGACUAGGAAUGUCAGCUUUGACUGGAGUCAUAGUGGGAGCUCUUCUGGGAACUGCAAUGCUUACAGCCUUCUAUUUUUUCAGGAAAAAUUACAGAAUUACCAUUGAGCGUCGAGCACACAGUGAAGCAUGUAACACCAGGAAGCACCGCCAUUUACGAGAGGACUCCAUCAGAUCAAACUUAUCGGCUGCUUAG
Nerophis lumbriciformis (worm pipefish) is the source of this 1503-nucleotide messenger RNA. Lineage: Eukaryota; Metazoa; Chordata; Actinopteri; Syngnathiformes; Syngnathidae. The record is from RefSeq and is a predicted model, not a curated record.